CGCGGAGGGCAGAGCUCGGAGCCGGGGCGCGCGGAGGGCAGAGCUCGGAGCCGGGGCGCGCGGAGGGCAGAGCUCGGAGCCGGGGCGCGCGGAGGGCAGAGCUCGGAGCCGGGGCGCGCGGAGAGCGAAGAGCCGGAGCGCGCGGAGGAGCCGCGGCGCGCGGAGAGAAGAGCCGGGGAGCGCGGGCCGGGCUCGCGCGCCGACCUCAGGCCCAGCGGCGCGACGGGCGGACAGCAUGCUGAGCCUCCUCGUCUGGAUCCUCACUCUCUCCGACACUUUCUCUCAAGGGGCCCAGACCCGCUUCAGCCAGGAACCAGCUGAUCAGACGGUGGUUGCUGGGCAGAGAGCUGUGCUCCAGUGUGUGCUCCUCAACUACUCGGGGAUUGUGCAGUGGACCAAGGAUGGACUGGCCCUGGGCAUGGGCCAGGGCCUCAAAGCCUGGCCGCGGUACCGAGUUGUGGGCUCUGCGGAGGCCGGGCAGUACAACCUGGAGAUCACAGAUGCUGAGCUCUCAGAUGACGCGUCCUAUGAGUGCCAGGCCACAGAGGCUGCCUUGCGUUCCCGGCGGGCCAAACUCACCGUGCUCAUCCCUCCGGAGGACACCAGGAUCGACGGCGGCCCCGUGAUUCUGCUGCAGGCGGGCACUCCCCACAACCUCACGUGCCGAGCCUUCAAUGCCAAGCCUGCCGCCACCAUUAUGUGGUUCCGGGAUGGGACGCAGCAGGAGGGUGCGGUGGCCAGCACGGAGCUGCUCAAGGAUGGGAAAAGGGAGACCACCAUCAGCCAGCUGCUCAUCGACCCCACAGACCUGGACAUUGGGCGUGUCUUUACCUGCCGCAGCAUGAAUGAGGCCAUCCCUAGUGGCAGGGAGACUUCCAUCGAGCUCGACGUUCACCACCCUCCCACAGUGACCCUGUCCAUUGAGCCUCAGACAGUGCAGGAGGGUGAGCGUGUCGUCUUCACGUGCCAAGCCACAGCCAACCCUGAGAUCCUGGGCUACAGGUGGGCCAAGGGGGGGUUCUUGAUUGAAGAUGCCCAUGAGAGUCGCUAUGAGACAAAUGUUGAUUACUCCUUCUUCACGGAGCCUGUGUCCUGUGAGGUCCACAACAAAGUGGGGAGCACCAAUGUCAGCACUUUAGUGAACGUCCACUUUGCCCCUCGGAUUGUAGUUGACCCCAAGCCCACAACCACAGACAUUGGCUCUGAUGUGACCCUUACCUGUGUCUGGGUUGGGAAUCCCCCCCUCACCCUCACCUGGACCAAGAAGGAUUCAAACAUGGGGCCCAGGCCUCCUGGCUCCCCACCCGAGGCUGCUCUCUCUGCCCAGGUCCUGAGUAACAGCAACCAGCUGUUGCUAAAGUCAGUGACCCAGGCAGACGCUGGCACAUACACCUGCAGAGCCAUCGUGCCUCGCAUCGGAGUGGCCGAGCGGGAGGUGCCGCUCUAUGUGAACGGGCCCCCCAUUAUCUCCAGUGAGGCGGUGCAGUAUGCUGUCAGGGGGGAUGGCGGUAAGGUGGAGUGCUUCAUCGGGAGUACCCCGCCCCCGGACCGCAUCGCGUGGGCAUGGAAGGAGAACUUUUUGGAAGUGGGGACCCUGGAACGCUACACAGUGGAGAGAACCAACUCGGGCAGCGGGGUACUGUCCACGCUCACCAUCAACAACGUCAUGGAGGCCGACUUCCAGACCCACUACAACUGUACUGCCUGGAACAGCUUUGGGCCAGGCACAGCCAUCAUCCAGCUGGAAGAGCGAGAGGUCUUCCCUGUGGGCGUCAUCGCCGGUGCCACCAUUGGCUCGGGCAUCCUGCUCAUCGUUUUCUUCAUCACCUUGGUAUUCUUCCUCUACAGGCGCCGCAAAGGCAGUCGCAAAGAUGUGACCCUGAGGAAACUGGACAUCAAGGUGGAGACCGUGAACAGAGAGCCACUCACGGUGCAUUCUGACCGGGAGGAAGACACGGCCAGCAUGUCCACGGCCACCCGGGUCAUGAAAGCCAUCUACUCGUCUUUUAAGGACGACGUGGAUCUGAAGCAGGACCUGCGCUGUGACACCAUCGACACGCGGGAGGAGUAUGAGAUGAAGGAUCCCACCAAUGGCUAUUACAAUGUGCGUGCCCACGAAGACCGCCCAUCCUCCAGGGCUGUGCUGUACGCUGACUACCGCACCCCUGGGACUGCGCGCUUCGACGGCCGCCCGUCAUCCCGCCUCUCCCACUCCAGUGGCUAUGCCCAGCUCAACACCUACAGCCGGGCCCCCGCCUCCGACUACGGCACAGAGCCCACGCCCUCCGGCCCCGCCGCCCCUGGUGGUACUGACACGGCCAGCCAGCUGUCCUAUGAGAACUACGAGAAGUUCAACUCUCACCCCUUCCCCGGGGCAUCGGGGUAUCCCACCUACCGACUAGGCUACCCCCAGGCCCCACCGUCGGGCCUGGAGCGGACCCCCUACGAGGCCUACGACCCCAUCGGCAAGUAUGCAACAGCCACACGAUUCUCCUACACCUCGCAGCAUUCGGACUAUGGCCAGCGAUUCCAGCAGCGCAUGCAGACUCACGUGUAGGGCUGGAGCUCGGCUGGGGCAUCUCUGCAGGGCAGAGGAGAAGGCUGUCCAGCUGUCCCUGACCCCUGACAUUCAGGGGCGUUGCUCGUUGCUCUUUUCUUGGACCAGCCUUCCUCCUCCUGCCAUGGCAAAUAGGGAGCGGGUCUCCCAGAAACACCCCAUCCCAAGGAUGGUGCUGUGCAUACCCGGUCUCCUGGGCCUGCCCUUCCCUCUUCUCCCUUCUGACCUGUGCUCUUGCCUGACCCCUAGUGUGGGGCCGGGGAAAGUGAAGUUUGGGGAAAGCAGAGGGGCUACUUUUUAACAUUCCUUUUCUGUCCCACCUUGCUGGGCUCCCGUAAGUGGACAUGGUGGUGUGCGAGGGUAGGCAGGCUUCGGCUCCUGGCCCAGCAGCUGGCGUCUGGGAUUGCCUAGCCAGUCCUCUUCUUGGCUUUCAUGACCUAGGUGCAUCUUUCCCACCUCAGAAUGUUGGAGACUGGAGCUUGGAGUUAUUUUUAUCUCUUGUCUACAAAAACCCUGACGCUGAGUUCUAAUCCAGCCCUCAUUCAGCUGAGAUCGGGCUGCAGCUGUGGCCACCUGCUUGUCAGCGGGUGCGGGGUUCCAGAAGUCACCCCUAGCACUGCCCUCCUUCACCUUGGUGCUGAGCUAGAGAGGUGGCCUUGCUGUGAGGGAAAGGAAUGGUCCUGACAGGGCUGGGUGGCGGUUUCCAGAUCCAGCACCAGAAGGAGCCACUUAAGCCCCCUUCCCUCCUUUAUCUGUCCCACUUCCUGGCUUUAACUCUUAAAUUGGCUUGGGGAGUAGGCUGGGGCUGGGGGUGUUCAGGCUACUUUUCAAAAGCAACAACAACAAAAAUACAAUGAAAACCUCAUUUGGGGGCGGGGAGCUGUAGUGGUUCUCCACCUAAACAUAAGUCCUAGUGGAAAGGAGAAAGGGCCCCUCUUCUCCAAAUUAUCCAUCACCCUUUCCAUCUCCAGUGCUUUGAAGCCAUUUUGUACAUCCAGGUUGUGAGGCCUGUGUGCAGUGGGCUCUUGGGGAGUUAGAGCCCCUGGCUCUCAGCCCACACUGGGCCAUCCCCACCCCAGUUAGAAACCACCUAGCUGGGCCACGGGAGAUGCUCAACCCGACAAGUUUUGUUUUGUCCUUUUUAUUUCCUUGGCCCAGUCAUAUUCUUUCUACUUUUAGUGCCUUGGGUGUCAAGCCUCACAUGCUGUCCCCAUGUGGGUGGCUGCACAGGGACACAGGUACUUGUGAACCUCAUGUGGGCUGCCCAUUUCUAGCAUCUGAGGAGAGACAGGGGCAGUGGAUGUGAUGGGAAGGGGCUGGAAAUGGCCCUGAAGGAGAACGCCGUCUGUCCAGAUGGAGACCGCGGCACGGAGGACGCGGCCGCGCUCCACGGCAUGUAAUCUCUCUUCCAUGCAGAGCGCAUGGCAUGUGAUCUCUCUUCAGUGCAGAGUGCACGCAAGCCACACUCAUCCCACGCCGCCAGUUCCCCACUGCCACUUUCUUACCAAAGAGAACGCUUAUCCUUGCCCUGACCCCGUCUGGGGUCCCCAUUCAUUCCCUUAUCCUUGCCCUGACCCCGUCUGAGGUCCCCAUUCAUUUCCUGCCUGAGGUCAGCAUCCCGAUGGGGGCUGUGGCACACUUUUCCAGAAUGUUCCUCGCCCUUUCUUGGUGGUCACCCAUCAUUACUCUUCUUUGUGCUCGUCAGCCGUGAGCCUUCACUACCCUUACAGGUGGUCCUGUGGGGUGACAUUCCCAGCCACCCACUUGCUGGUAGGGACCAGGUAAUACCCAGGAAGCUGGUAGCUCCAGAUCCAACCUAGCCAGCCGGCUCUGUCUCUUCCUCCCCACUCCUCCCCUUCCUCCUCCCCAGCAAGUGCAUUCUCUGCCUGGGGGUCCUACAUGGGUAACUGACACACUUGUAGCUACACCCCACUCCAGGUCACAUACCUGCAGAGCCCUUUCAUGAGAGCUCAGCAAGAAAGUGUGUGAAGAAUGUAGGCCCCUGUACAUAGAAAGUCAUGAAAGUUUUCAUUUUCAUUGACACCAGAAGCCAUGGGUAAUCCAAACACUUUAAGUAUAGUGGCUUUUUAAGGAGGAAUACCCCCCCAAAAAAAAUCAUGUUUUGAAUUUGGCCAGAUUCUCUUAUUUCUUCAUUUAUGUAAAUCUUUACCACUGAAAUGAUGUGGGUCAGUGCCAAGGUCACGAGGUGACUCUGCUAGCACUACUGUGGGUGCCAAGCGCUAUGCAGACGCACACGAGCACCGUCGUCUAGGGCGAUCUCACCCUCCCACUUCAUGCUCAGAGUUGGGGCGUGCGGGAGGCCAGUGGAAUGGCGUGUGUGGGGAGUUGAACGCCCCUCGAUCACAGGGCUGUCUGAGGCUGAAGUUCUCCAACGUGUGGCACCCCGUAUAUUUGAUUAAUCACCUGUGAUGUUAUCGCUGCACUGGGGAGAGCAAGGGACUGGUGGUUGGGAGAUUGAGGACCCAGUUUACAGCUGGCAUUUGCUGAGUGACCUUGGCCUAAUCUCUCAAUUUUCUGGCCUUACUCUUUUGCUGCGCUCAUUUGAGGAGGCAGGAUGUGGAGUUGCCCCACCACGACAAGAAGCCGGGGGUAGUGAUCAUGCAGGGUGAGGGCGGGAAGGAAGUGUAUGUACUGGGGAUGGGGGCUUUCUCCUGUUGAGGGGAGCUUUCACCAUGAGCUUCUUAAUCAUGUCACUUGUCCUAAAACCUGAGCAAAAUGAAGCCGUCUAUGCAGCUCUCCUCCUGGAUCUGACAGGUCGUGGCCGUGGCAGGGCAUGGCAGUCUCCUCUCCCAUGAUCCCAGAUCGUAGGCUCCUACAGUGAAGAGCAGUUCUCCUUCACCUUGUCCUCAGGCCCAAGGACAGCUUGCCCUGCUUACAGAGCAAGGUGAAGCCUGCGGUCCUCCGGGUCUUGAGCCAGACAGGAACGAAUGCUGCUGACCUCUUGCUGAAGGAACAGACCAGAAGAGGAGCUGAGAGAGGGAAGAGGGGUAUCGCAGUUUUCACACAAGCUCUCCAUGUCCAUGAUGUUCUUGGACUGGCUGAGCCAUGGCCUUUGAGAAGGGCCCAGCCUCCAUUCGAAAUCCUGGGUCCCUCAAAGUCUAACCCACAGAGCUUGCAUGAAGUCAAACCCAUGUGUAAGAGAAAGGCGAGUAGCCAGGGUGGGGGCGAUGCUACGUUCUCACAUGUUGGCUUGGAGUGAAAAAGAUGAGCUCGACUUCCCUGUCUCUCUCUUAAGCACCGUGCCGUUCACACCCCAGCAGCUCUCUUCUCACGACUUCUGCCCUGUGGGAUGGAGUGCAUCAUGUGGCAAUGUCUUACCUUCAUGCUGUGCUAACCUGUGGGUGCUCUGUCAGGAGCCCCAAGACUUCUGCUCUUCCAGAUAGAAUUAGAUGGCCUCCCUAGACCCUUGGUCCACGCACAUAGCAAUGGUGGGCUAUUGGCAUUUGAAGAAGCAUGUCCAAAGCCAAGACCCCGCCUGGAGACAUGACCCAUACUGGCUCACUCACUGUGACACCCUGCUGUGUGGGCAGUUCUGUCCCUGCCACUGGCCCCCGGGACCCUCCACAUGUCUCCCCAGGCUCAGAAACCCUGGCUUUGCUACCAUUUUAUUUCUCGUGACCUGAGCCUUGACACUGCUCUGCGCCUGGGCAGGCAGGCCGUUCCGUGUGCCAGGGAAGUCACUGGCAAGAAGGGGGAUUGCUCCUGAUGUUGGUGAGCCCUGGGGCACAGACCCAGCCACAUCAUUGAGAGGCAUGAAUUCUUUUUGUGAACGUGGUGUAAAGCUGUCAUCUAAGCAUCUCCUUCCCUUGCCCCCAUCUCUUCCCUUCCCUUGUGGUAUUUCUCCUCCUCAAGGUCAGGCUGUUGCUGAGUGGCACGGGCUCGCCUUUAGCAAUUUGGUCCUGGCACUACCUGUGUGUGGCUUGGGAGGUUCUGAAUUUGGGAGAUGGGAGCAGAUUCUCAUUUUCUACAUCACUGUGAGGAAGCCCCAGGCCAUCCUGUAGUUCUGGUACGAGCCUCCCCUAGAAACAGAAACUCUACUGCAUAGAACUCACUUAUUCCUACCUGUCUACUGUCCCCCGACCUGGCUUUUUGUGGGCCCUGACGAUUGGCCUUUGCAAGCUGAUAGCCUGGGCUAUUCUACCAGUGCUGGAGUUCUUCAGGGGCUGCCCUGGCAACCAGGACUCUGGGGAGAAACAGUCGGUUUACUGGUACAGUCAAGCUCGGCCCAAGCUCCUCUGACAGCGAACAAGACUGGGCCUCAUCCCACCAGGACGAGGCCCGGGUAGGGUCUCACUCCACCCCAACCAUUCUUGGGAUUCCAAUCUAUUUCUAGCCCCAGUUGAACUUCCUUCACCCAAAUCCCAAUAAGAAAUGGAUCCAUGAUGACAACUAAGAAAAGAAAACAAUACUAUUUUUGUUAGUACAAAUCAUCGUAGAUUUUUAGCAGUGUGUAUCCGUGUCCUUCACACCUUUUCCUAUUCUGACUUUUUUUCCUUUUUUUUUAAUAUUAUGUACUAUAUUUUUAGUCUCAAACACACUAUAUAUUAUAUAUUUAAUUUUUUAUAUAUAUAAAUAUAAAUGUUUUAAAAAGUA
This is a messenger RNA of Jaculus jaculus (lesser Egyptian jerboa), 7171 nucleotides long. It is a transcript of the gene Kirrel1, whose product is annotated as kirre like nephrin family adhesion molecule 1. Gene Ontology annotation, biological process: cell-cell adhesion. The record is from RefSeq and is a predicted model, not a curated record. Bases 236 to 2557 code for a protein of 773 amino acids. Gene Ontology annotation, cellular component: cell-cell junction. Gene Ontology annotation, molecular function: cell adhesion molecule binding. The transcript is spliced from 15 exons. Lineage: Eukaryota; Metazoa; Chordata; Mammalia; Rodentia; Dipodidae.